GGCGUUGUUGCCACAGCGUCUGCCAUUUUGGUUAGAACUACUUUGUCUGGUACUUGGCAUAAAUAGGCUUUUCGGGAUAGAGAGAUAUACUGUUAUACUCCGAAAGAAGGCAACGCUGUUCCAACAAAAUGCUGUCUGCAGCCCAGUUACUCGAUGAGUUAAUGGGCCGAGACAGAAACUUGGCCCCUGAUGAGAAAAGGUCCAACGUACGAUGGGACAACGAGAGCGUCUGUCGAUACUAUUUGUGUGGCUUCUGUCCAGCUGAGCUAUUCACAAACACACGCUCUGACUUGGGUCCUUGUGAGAAAAUCCAUGAUGAAAAUCUAAGGAAAUUGUAUGAGAAAAGCUCUCGGUUUAUGAAAGAAGGCUACGAGCGAGACUUCCUGCGGUAUCUACAGUCUCUCCUGGCAGAAGUGGAGCGGCGGAUUCGUAGAGGGCAUGCUCGGCUUGCACUUUCCCAAGCUCAACAAAAUGCCGGGGGCCCUGGUCCAUCUGGAAAGAAUGAAGAGAAAGUAAAAGUUCUAACCGAGAAGAUAGAAGACCUGGUAGUACAGAUUGAGGAACUGGGGUCAGAGGGACGUGUCGAGGAAGCUCAGGGAAUGAUGAAGCUUGUGGAGCAGCUGAAGGAGGAGAGGGAGAUGCUCAGCUCCACCCCCUCGACUAUUGAGAGCUUUGCAGCUCAGGAGAAACAGAUGGAGGUGUGUGAGGUGUGUGGGGCCUUCCUCAUUGUGGGUGAUGCACAAUCCCGAGUGGAUGACCACUUAAUGGGCAAACAGCAUAUGGGCUACGCCAAGAUCAAAUCUACUGUAGAGGAGCUCAAGGAAAAACUCCGUCGUCGCUCUGAGGAACCUUCAGAUGAAAGCCCUGCUCUCAAACGGGACAGAGAAGAGCGAGAGCGCGAGAGGGAGGAGAGGGAGAAGAAGCGCAAAGAGGAGGAGGAAAAGGAGAAGGAACGGGAAAAGGAGAAAGAACGCGAGAGAGAGCGGGAGCGUGAGAGGGAGCGAGACCGAGAGCGCAAUAGGGAGCGGGACCGGGACCGUGAGAGAAGAGCAAAGCGGAGCCACUCCAACAGUCGCCACUCCAGCCGAGCUUCAGACAAGAAACGGAGCAGAUCCCGUGACCAUCGGAGGUCUAGGAGCCGAGACCGGGAUAGGGAACGUAAACGCAGCAGGAGCCACGACAGAGAGAGGAGGCGCAGUCGUGAGCGCACUGACAGAAAACGUCGCUCCCGCAGCCGCGACAGGAGGAGGUCGCGCAGCUCAGAGCGCAAGUCUCACCGCCACCGAAGCCGCAGCAAGGACAGAGAAAAAGACAGGGACCGGGAUAGAGAAAGAAACAGAGACAAAGGAAGGGAGAAAGACAAAGAGCGGUCAUCAAAAGACAAAGACCAUACAGCGACAGAGGAGAAGAGCAGCUCUAAGAAAGAAAGUGAUGCAGCCACCAUUAAAGCUUCGUCGGAGCCGGAACCCAUGCAGACCGAGGUUGCCUCCUCCUCCCCUCUGCUUAACGGCCAGCAAGAGCUCCUCCAAUCUGAAGGUGACACUCAGUCCAAUUAAAACUGAUCUGAUAGGACCUCAGAUCAGGCUCAGGGGAAGCUGGAAUACCUUGUGGAGGAAGAAGCUGAAGAGCACGCCCACCUUUACCCUGAACCUGACUCCGCUGCCUAUAAACAAGGUGAACCACAAAUGUGUAGGGGUUAUUUAAUAAAUAACCAAAAAAUGUCUAUAUCUAAAUAAGAGAGGGUUAUUAAUACAUUGUUUUUGUUCUGUUAUUGGCUGGAUAAAUGCAGUUGUGGUUCAUCUGAUAUACAUCUGAUUUACUGGGAUAGAAGGCACCCAGAUAUCACCAUGAAUACUUAGGAAACGUUCUUAAUGGGCUUUUGUUUUGUUUUGUUAUAAAUUUUUACACAUCCUAUGUUUCCUGGCAUUUAGUGAAAAUAAAAACAGUGCUUGUGGUUUGUAUUUGUCAGGGUCUACAUCUUUUCCUGACCUUCUUUUUUAAAACCAAUUAAAAGCGUAUGUACAAUGUAUGAUCCUUGGCAGGGAGUGUUUCUUUUCUCCUCCAAUUAAAGCUCUUGUCCCAUAAAUGUAAAAUAUUCUGAUUUAAUUAUGAUCUGAAGCUUUUCAUUAUUUGAGAUUUGUUUAAUCUUCGCCUUGCUUUCGAUGUAAAUGUCAUAUUGAAUUAAAAAGUGAAAUCUUG
Messenger RNA from Girardinichthys multiradiatus, 2199 nucleotides. RefSeq names its product luc7-like protein 3. Gene Ontology annotation, molecular function: mRNA binding. Gene Ontology annotation, biological process: mRNA splice site recognition. The transcript is spliced from 11 exons. The record is from RefSeq and is a predicted model, not a curated record. Gene Ontology annotation, cellular component: U2-type prespliceosome; U1 snRNP. Lineage: Eukaryota; Metazoa; Chordata; Actinopteri; Cyprinodontiformes; Goodeidae. Bases 129 to 1556 code for a protein of 475 amino acids.